AUUCAUCCACUCAUUCCAAUAUGGCUGCGCCCAAAACAGAGCCCGCGGUGCACCUCUCUGCCCGAUUCGAAGGUAGCUUUGCCUAUAAAACUGUGAAAGAUCGACUUCCAGUGAUUUUAACAAAAGUUAUCGACCACUUAAGUAGGAAAGCAUCAUACAUCGAAAGCAGCCAUGGACCUACAGGUCGUGAAGAGGUCAAACAAACCAUUGGUCGUCUCUCGAAGCUCCGCAAUGAACUACAGACCAAUAAAGACUACGUGCCAUUGGAAGAUUCGUUUAAAGAUGUCUCCGUUUGGAACUCGCAUCUAGCACAAGAAUCAUUGCCAAGAUGGUUUGAUGGAAUUUGGCUAAUGGCUGAAUGCUAUUUUUAUAGAAGAAUAUUCGAAUCCUUUCAGAUGACAAGUAAACUUAAGACGUAUGAUUACUUUGGUGAGCAGAAGGAGACUGCCUUAGAAACCUCGAUGCUGGCUGUCAAUGCUCUAACAGGAACGUUGUCUGCGUCCACGGUGUGUCUCUCGCAGCUGAUUGAAGUUUCCCUUUGGGGCAAUAAAUGUGACCUUUCAUUUACUGCCGGAAAACCAACUUCACAAAAAGCAAACCCAAUUUCAACGCUAGAGACACUACGACCAAACAUCCUUCAAGAUGAUACCGUCGAACUUAUCGAAUACAUUUAUUCUAAAAAAAAACUCAAGGUUAGUUUUGUACUGGACAACGCUGCCUUCGAGCUCAUAACGGACCUAGUUUUAAUGGAUUAUAUGAUGACACAUGGUUUAGCUUCUCAAAUUUGUAUCUACGUAAAGAUGAUGCCAUGGUUUGUGUCUGACGCCCUUGGUCACGACGUUUCUUAUGUGAUUGACCGUCUAGAACAGUCUGAUUCUGCAUCGACCGCAUCAUUAGGCCAACGGUGCCGAGAACAUAUCGCCUCUAAGCAGUGGACGAUAGAAGAACGCACUUAUUGGACUCUUCCAUUUGACUACGCUGAUAUGUCGCAUAGGGAUCCCCAACUUUACGAUGAGCUUGCUCAUUCAGACCUGAUUAUAUUUAAAGGCGAUCUUAAUUAUCGUAAACUGGUAGGAGACCGCGCGUGGAAGCCCACAACAAAAUUCAGGAUUUCGUUAAUGGGAUUUGAACCCGCGCCACUCGUUACAUUGCGAACAAUCAAGACGGAUACCGUUACUGGUUUAGCCGAAGGAGUUGCCGAAGUCGAGGAAAAAAAGUGUGCCGAAUGGAUGGUAUCAAGUGAAUUCGCGGUCGUGGAGUUCGUCAAUCCGCGCUCGUAAAGCUUAUGGAUGCCUAAUCCAAUAAGCGACCAUGUAUCGCGCGGCUAUAUUUUUGAGGUUUAAAGCACAGAAUGACCUUUCGUCCGUGUGAGUUCAUUCUUUGAUAAUAGGUUUAAAAAAAGAAAUUAUUUAGAUUUGUGUGUAUAGGUAUAGAGACGUACUCUUUUAUUUAAUAAAUGUAUUUUAAAACCGA
Messenger RNA from Varroa destructor (honeybee mite), 1473 nucleotides. Its product is annotated as damage-control phosphatase 1-like. Gene Ontology annotation, molecular function: phosphatase activity. Gene Ontology annotation, biological process: DNA damage response. The record is from RefSeq and is a predicted model, not a curated record. Gene Ontology annotation, cellular component: nucleus. Lineage: Eukaryota; Metazoa; Arthropoda; Arachnida; Mesostigmata; Varroidae.